Messenger RNA from Vitis riparia (riverbank grape), 1657 nucleotides. Its product is annotated as putative pentatricopeptide repeat-containing protein At1g26500. The transcript has a single exon. The record is from RefSeq and is a predicted model, not a curated record. Gene Ontology annotation, molecular function: protein binding. Bases 58 to 1635 code for a protein of 525 amino acids. NCBI's taxonomy places the organism in Eukaryota, Viridiplantae, Streptophyta, Magnoliopsida, Vitales, Vitaceae.
CUGGCAGUGUCCCCGGCCUACCCAAUGAAGCUGCCUGCUCUGGUAUCUUGAACCAAAAUGAAUAUGAGAAGAACAACCCAUAAACUUCUCAUAACACUCUUCAAUCAACUCAAUGUUCGUUCUUUAACUACGCUCCCUCAACUCCCGCAACCCACCUCUAUAGUUAACCCAAACCACCUGCUCCGAGUCUGCACUGUCCUCUACCAACAGCAGAACUCACCCGAAGUCAGACUCCAAACCCAUCUCCGGGCCUGCGAGUUCCACCUCACCCACGAGUUCUUCCUCCAAGUCUGCAACAAAUUCCCACUUUCAUGGCGACCCGUUUACAAGUUCUUCGAGUUCACCGAAACCCAACCCUGUUUCCAUCACAAUUCAGUUACUUUCAACAAGAUGGUCGACGUGAUUGGACGAUCCAGAAACAUCAAACUUUUCUGGGAGGUUCUGCAGGAGAUGGGACGGCGUCGUCUUGCCAAUGAUAAGACGUUUGUGAUUGCUUUGAAGACGUUGGCUUCGAUCAGAGAGAUGAAGAAGUGCGUGGAGUUUUUUCAUUUGAUGAAUGCCCACGAAUAUGGUUAUAGUUUGGAGACUUUGAAUAAGGUGGUUGAGGUUCUGUGUAGGAGUAAGCUUGCGGUUGAAGCUAAAGAAAUUGUUUUGAAGUUGAAAACUUGGAUUCCGCCAAGUGGGGUUACGUAUGGGUAUUUGAUUAAGGGUUUUUGUGAGGUUGGCGAUUUGAUUGAGGCGGCAAACGUUUGGGAUUUGAUGGUGGAUGAAGGGUUUCAGCCGAGCAUUGACGCGGUGGAGAAGAUGAUGGAGACCCUUUUCAAGAUUAAUAGGUUUGAUGAAGCAAUGAAGCUUUUUCAGGCAGUAAGAACAACAAGGUUUGAUGAGUUGGGUCUUUCUACUUACAGUCUUGUGAUCGAUUGGAUGUGUAAAAGAGGCAAGGUCUCGCAAGCCUAUAUGGUGUUUGAAGAAAUGCUCAAGAGAGGGAUUCAACCUGAUAAUAAGACAAUGUCCUCAUUAAUUUAUGGCCUUCUGGCAAAAGGGAGAGUUAGAGAGGCUAAUAAGAUUACGGAAGGUAUUGAAAGGCCGGAUAUAGCUGUGUAUCAUGGAGUGAUUAAGGGGCUUCUGAGGUUGAGAAAGGCAGGUGAAGCUACACAGGUGUUUCGGGAGAUGAUAAGGAGGGGGUGUGAGCCUACAAUGCAUACCUAUAUUAUGCUAUUGCAAGGGCAUUUAGGGAAGAAAGGGAGGAAAGGGCCACACCCACUUGUGAAUUUUGAUAGUAUUUUUGUAGGGGGUUUGAUUAAGGUGGGGAAGUCAUUAGACGCCAGUAAGUAUGUGGAGAGAAUGAUGGAUGGGGGAAUGGAAGUACCCAGGUUUGACUACAACAGAUUUCUGCAUUGUUAUUCAAAUGAGGAAGGUGUAUUUAUGUUUGAGGAGGUUGGGAAGAAGUUGAGAGAGGUUGGGUUGGUUGACUUAGCAGAUAUAUUCUUGAGGUAUGGGGAAAAAAUGGCUACUAGAGAUAGGAGAAGAAAUAGAGCAGCUGAACCUUUAGAAGAGCUUCUAAGGUCCCAAUUUCAAAAUGGGGCAAAUGGGAUCUCAGGAACUGAUCAAAUACAACAGGAAAGGGCAAGUUGAUGGGAACAGUGACAAGACAUUA